Molecule: messenger RNA, 552 nt
Organism: Miscanthus lutarioriparius
Lineage: Eukaryota; Viridiplantae; Streptophyta; Magnoliopsida; Poales; Poaceae
Source: the annotation of a GenBank genome assembly
AUGUGGAGGAAGUUCUACCGGUGCAAUAACGAUAAUGCGUUAUAUGGUUUAGGGAAUUUAGAAGGCUCAAGGCUUUCUUUUCUACGGGAUGGGACUCGAUGUGAUUUUUUCCGCUGGCAAGCGAGCUAUGUUGUUUUGUUAAUCAGGGAGGGAUUUGUCACUAAUAGCGACCAAGUCACUGAUUUCAUAAUGAUCGCACUUAAUGAUCAUAGCAAAGCCUUAGAGUCUCUUACCACAUCCAUCAGAGACACGAAGCGAAAGCUGGAUAACCUGGAGGAGUUCAUGAAGCAAGAGCUAGUGGUCAUGAAGCAAGAGCUAGAUAAGCUGAAGGCAGCCAUGGUUGAAAAUGAGGAAAACAAGAAAUCAAUGGAUUCUGCAUUGGAACUAAUGAAGGGUGAUCUGCAGAAACUGGAAGGGUCAACUACAGUUAAACCUAGGAUGUUGGGAAUGUGUUCACUGGGUUUGCUGCUUUUGGUGAUCUUGAUUGGGUGGUUUCUAAUGGGACUUAAGAAUGGGGAGGAGAAAUUCAUGCGACUUGUGCUGAACCCUUAG